AUCGGGGAUUAGACUAUUAUCGUUAUAGUUUAGACCGAUCAGUUAAUGCUGGACAAACUCAGUUGUCACCUGAGGCAAAAUCGGAACACAUUUCUAAGCAAUCUAGGACUGAACUUAAUUUUAAAUUUA
Messenger RNA from Racocetra persica, 129 nucleotides. The record is from the annotation of a GenBank genome assembly. Lineage: Eukaryota; Fungi; Glomeromycota; Glomeromycetes; Diversisporales; Gigasporaceae.